Molecule: messenger RNA, 2168 nt
Organism: Anoplopoma fimbria (sablefish)
Lineage: Eukaryota; Metazoa; Chordata; Actinopteri; Perciformes; Anoplopomatidae
Gene: amigo3
Product: adhesion molecule with Ig-like domain 3
Biological process (GO): brain development
Molecular function (GO): protein binding
Source: RefSeq, a predicted model, not a curated record
AUGUUUUACGUUGCUGGGAGUAGUGGUUUUCCGCAGGGUGUGGUGGCACCAGCGGUUACAGCGGCAUCGCCACCAUGGUGGUCUGUUGUUGUCUGGUUGGUGUGCCUCCAGCUCCCCCAGCUGAACCCGGUCCAGGCCACCAUCUGCCUGUCUCAGAACUCCUCCCAGGUGGCCGGAUGCCUCUGCGCCUCGGACAUCCUCAGCUGCACCGACGCCGGUCUGGAUCAGGUGCCCAGAGAGAUGCCCGCCUACGCCGUCACUUUGGAUCUAAGCCACAACCGGAUCGAGAAGCUGGAGGGGGGCAGCUUCGAAGGACUUAACCGACUGGAGACGUUACGGAUAGCGCAAAACCGGCUGACCAUUAUUCAGGUCGGGGCAUUUCGAAACGCUUCCGGGACUCUUCUCCGACACCUGGACCUGUCGUCCAAUCAGCUUCGUGUUCUGGAGCAGCAUUUUUUCCUGGAUCUGCUUGGAUUAAAGGAGCUGCUGCUCUACAACAACCGUAUCGUCCAAGUGGAGAGCAGAGCCCUGGCUGGACUGGGCAGCCUCCACAAGGCCUACCUCAGUCAUAAUCGCAACGACUUCCCUUUCUUUUCCAUCCAAGAGCACAGCCACCCUCACCUGUCCAUGCUGGACCUGUCCUCAAACCGCCUGUCCAAACUACCCCUGGAGGACAUUACAAACUUACCCAUCUCAAUGCAGAGAGGACUCUACCUACACAACAACUCCCUGGUGUGUGAGUGCUCAAUGUACGGACUGUUCCGACACUGGGACCAGAAAGGAUUUGCCUCGGUGAGGGACUUCAGACAGGAGCACACAUGUAUGGUCUACGGCAUACAGAGGGGAACUGUGCGCUUCUUCCAGCACGGCCGCUACUUUGAAAAAUGCAACACGACCGCGAUGAGUCAGGGGCUGAAAGUGCAGGAGAGCAGUGUUUCGGUGAAGGUGGGAAAGCCGUUGCUUUUGCACUGUGAGACCACUCUCACCGGACGGCAUGUGACCUUUCUCUGGGUGUCACCCAAUCAGGAGUACGUUGCUCCGCCAGGAAACAACGGCUCGUUAAAGAUGUACGCCAACGGCAGCUUGGAGAUCGUGGCAACUCGUGCGGAGGACUCUGGUAUCUACUGGUGCAUGUCUCUGGACCAGCAGCGCAAUGAGACGCAGGAGGUCAACGUGACCGUGGUGCUGCCACACGACGAGCCUCACGAGCCGUUCAACACCGGAUACACCACCCUGCUGGGCUGCGUGGUGAGCCUGGUGCUGGUCCUCAUGUACCUCUACCUGACGCCCUGCCGCUGUCCUCCCUGCUGCAAAGCCCCGACCCCGGCGACCCCGAGCCAAGGGAACGAGGCCGGAGCAGGGAGCGCCCAAUCCUCCAUCCUCACCCCAACCCCGCCGGCGUCCACGGAGGGCCCGGGCCGCAAGGUCAGUACCAACAAGCAUGUGGUCUUUCUGGAGCCAAUCAGAGAGCAGCAGAACGGCAGACCCAGGGCAGGGCCGGGAGGACACUUGGGUCCAGGUUUACUACUAGGGGCAGAGCAGCACUCAAAGCUCCACAACCAGUCGCAGCAGAGGGCGGGGGAGACAGACAUGUCCAUGUUCCCAGUCACUCCGAUCACAAUGCCAUAGCAACGGGAAAAACAGAGAGAGUGAGAGGGAGACAGACAGACAGUAUAAUCACCUCUCACUCACUUACCUCUCUGCUUCUCCAAUACCUCUUCACCACCUCCCACUGCCCCAAGAACCAGACCACCUCCCACUGCCCCAAGAACCAGACAACCUUCCCUUGACCCUAGAACUAGACCACCUCCCACUGCCCCUAGAACUGGAACACCUCCCACUUACCUGACCACUGGAUCACCUCCCACCUGCCUUGCACCAGACCACCUCCCAUUGGCCCUUGCACCAGACCACCUCCCAUUGGCCCUUGCACCAGUCCACCUCCCAUUGACCCUUGCACCAGACCACCUCCCACUGGCCCUUUCACCGGAUCACCUCCCACUGCGCCUUUGCACCGGACUACCUCCAUCUGCCCCCAGAACUUGACCACCUCCCACUGCCCUCAGCACUGGACCAACUCCCACUGCCCCCAGCACAAAACCUGAGCAAACCAGUAAUCCCAUACUGACUUUCAAAAUUGUAUCUUUUCUUUGCAACAGCCUGAUAAA